Tripterygium wilfordii is the source of this 2465-nucleotide messenger RNA. Its product is annotated as 15-cis-phytoene desaturase, chloroplastic/chromoplastic-like. The transcript is spliced from 14 exons. The record is from RefSeq and is a predicted model, not a curated record. Bases 386 to 2059 code for a protein of 557 amino acids. Gene Ontology annotation, biological process: carotenoid biosynthetic process. Gene Ontology annotation, molecular function: phytoene dehydrogenase activity. NCBI's taxonomy places the organism in Eukaryota, Viridiplantae, Streptophyta, Magnoliopsida, Celastrales, Celastraceae. Gene Ontology annotation, cellular component: chloroplast thylakoid.
AGUCCACCAAAUUCACACAUUGUCCAUUUCCACCACCACUCGCUCACGCUCUCUGUGCUUGUUGAAUGCUUUUUUUCUCUCUUUUCCUAUUUCUUGCUCCAACCCAGUGCCCAAAAAGGUCAGCGCAUGAAAUUCUAUGUUUUAUGUUUCAAUUUGGGAUUUUGAGGGAAUUCUCUUGCUUCUGGAAUUCUAAAAGAAGAUUGCUGAUUUGGAAUUCUGAGGUUGAUGAAGCACCAGAGAGGCGAAAUAUUGAGAAAUGUUAUGUGGUUUGCUUUUGAUCUUUUAUGAAUGAUUUUGGGGCGAAUACUGACGCUACUCUCUUCAGGGUCGUUGAGAGUUGGAGAAAUCUUUUGAAGACUAAUUUGGAAACUGGUUUUUUGAAGAGAUGGCUUUUUGUGGGGCUGUUCUUGCUUUGGACUUGAAACACAGUGCACUAUCAUUUCGAGGCAGCGAGUUCGUGGGUAACAGUUUCAGACUUCCUUGUACGAAUUCUGUUAAAAUAAGGCCAAGCAGGGGUGCCUGCCCUUUGAAGGUUGUUUGUGUGGACUAUCCAAGGCCAGACCUCGAGAGUACUCAAAAUUUCAUAGAUGCUGCUGUCUUAUCUUCAUCAUUUCAAACCUCUCCAAGGCCAACUAAGCCACUGAAGGUUGUAAUUGCUGGUGCAGGUUUGGCAGGUUUAUCUACUGCAAAAUAUUUGGCAGAUGCAGGUCAUGUUCCCAUAUUAUUGGAAGCAAGAGAUGUUCUAGGUGGAAAGGUCGCUGCAUGGAAAGAUGACGAUGGAGACUGGUAUGAGACAGGCCUACAUAUAUUCUUUGGGGCUUACCCAAAUGUGCAGAACCUCUUUGGAGAACUCGGUAUAAAUGAUCGGUUGCAGUGGAAGGAGCAUUCUAUGAUUUUUGCAAUGCCAAACAAACCGGGAGAAUUUAGUCGAUUUGAUUUCCCAGAAAUCCUUCCUGCACCCUUAAAUGGGAUAUGGGCAAUUUUGAAGAACAAUGAAAUGCUGACUUGGCCAGAGAAAGUGAAGUUUGCCAUAGGACUCCUACCAGCAAUAGUUGGUGGGCAGGCCUAUGUUGAGGCUCAAGAUGGGCUCUCUGUUAAAGAGUGGAUGAAAAAGCAGGGUGUACCUGAAAGAGUGACUGCUGAGGUGUUUAUUGCCAUGUCAAAGGCGCUAAACUUCAUUAACCCAGAUGAACUAUCAAUGCAAUGUAUUUUGAUUGCUCUGAACCGAUUCCUCCAGGAAAAGCAUGGCUCAAAGAUGGCUUUCCUAGAUGGUAAUCCUCCAGAGAGACUCUGCUUACCCAUAGCUAAUCACAUUCAGUCGCUGGGUGGGGAAGUUCAGCUUAAUUCACGGAUAAAGAAAAUUGAGCUCAAUGAUGAUGGGACAGUGAAGAGCUUCUUACUAAAUAAUGGAAAUACAGUUGAAGGAGAUGCUUAUGUUUUUGCCACUCCAGUUGAUAUCCUGAAGCUUCUCUUGCCUGAUAGCUGGAAGGAGAUACCAUAUUUCAAGAGAUUGGAGAAAUUGGUGGGAGUUCCAGUUAUCAAUGUCCACAUAUGGUUUGACAGAAAAAUGAAGAACACAUCUGAUCACCUACUUUUUAGCAGGAGUCCACUUCUGAGUGUCUAUGCAGACAUGUCAGUUACAUGCAAGGAAUACUACAACCCAAACCAAUCAAUGCUAGAGUUAGUUUUUGCACCUGCAGAAGAAUGGAUCUCUUGCACUGACACAGAAAUUAUUGAUGCUACCAUGAACGAACUUGCGAAACUCUUUCCUGAUGAAAUUUCUGCAGACCAGAGCAAAGCAAAAAUAUUGAAGUACCAUGUUGUUAAGACACCAAGGUCUGUUUAUAAAACUGUCCCAAAUUGUGAACCCUGCCGCCCUUUACAGAGAUCUCCCAUAGAUGGAUUCUAUUUAGCCGGUGAUUUUACCAAACAGAAGUACUUAGCUUCAAUGGAGGGUGCUGUUCUUUCAGGAAAGCUUUGCGCACAGGCCAUUGCACAGGAUUAUGAGUUACUUGCCACUCAUGGACAAAGAACUUUGGCAGAAGCAAGCAUUCGAUAAUCUCACCGGGGAGGUAGUUUUGCAAUAGCAGCCUCGAGUCCCUUAGAUAUUGAUUAUGAAUUGGUUACAUUAUACAGGUAACAUGUCAAUAAAGAAAAGAAGGGGCAGUGUAUGAAGUUCAGCUUGUAAUACUCUUUAUAAAUUGUGAUGUAUUCUUUGUUCACAAUAAACUCCCUUACUUCAAAGGCAUGCCAACUUCUCUCUUUUUAGAUAUGGAAGUAGAAGCAAACAGAGAGAGAGUGUGGAAGAGUUUGCAGCAAAUAUCCAUAGAAGUAUAUGUAUUUCAACUCGGUAUUAAGUAAAUUAUUUAGAGUUUAUUUCCAAGUUUAGUUUGGGGUUUGUAUCGUGAGAAUGAAACGAAUAAAUAAGAAAUAGUUGAGUGUGUACUCAUCUCAAGUUUGUAUCA